This is a messenger RNA of Verruconis gallopava, 2134 nucleotides long. RefSeq lists its product as uncharacterized. Lineage: Eukaryota; Fungi; Ascomycota; Dothideomycetes; Venturiales; Sympoventuriaceae. The coding region runs from base 170 to 1843 and encodes 557 amino acids. The record is from RefSeq and is a predicted model, not a curated record. The transcript has 4 exons.
GAUCCGUCUGCCCUCAUUUUUCUGAACUGCUCUCCACUUCUCGCCAUAGUCCCGACGAUCCCGCCGUCCUCUUCCAUUCGUGUCCUGGCGUUGCCUUUGCGGUCGCCAGCCUUUGUCGGAUAUCUCUUGGUUAAAGUGCUGAUGCAACGCACGGCGAGUCUGAGUCGAGAUGACCGCCGUCGGUCUGCGAGUGCUGACACUCGCCUUUCCGGAUCCCGAUAUACAGCCUAUCUCGUCGAACGACUUCCAGCCCGUCAAUGCUAGCUUAUCAUAUUCUCUCGCAGAGGCCGGUAACAUACGAACGCUUUCGACGACCGGCGCAACGCCCGGCCAUGACAUAGACGGCUUGCUGUAUACCCCCACCCUCCCUCAUGGCACAUGUCCUCAAGCUUCCAGCGUCAUUCCCCGAAAUGCGACCAGAGAAACGAACCUCCCAAAGGAUACAGAUAUCUUCUGGGUGGCUCUUGCACCAUGGAUCAACGCCAACUGCACUCUAGAAUAUCUAGCCGCUGUCCGGGGCACUUCGGCUCAGGCAUUUAUGUUUUACUUACUUGACAACGGGACACAGAUACCGCCCGUGGCUGACGACCCUGUGUGGAGUCUCGGUGAUGGUGGUCGUUGGAAGACGACAAACAAGCUCCCCGUCUAUGCGAUUUCUUCCAUGAUAGGGCAGACUGUCAUGCGGAAUUUAGCGAACUAUUCCGGCAAUUUAACCACCGUACCGAACGGCCACGAGCUUGCCAAUGAAUGGCCGUCCAUGGACUACAUUCGCCUGGCUGUCGAGCUUGAUAUAGACAGCAGCGAGAGAUUACCCAGUCUCUGGAUAUUUCUCCUUAUCGUCCUCGGCAUACUAAUCCUCAUAAUCGCUGCGACGUCCUGCACCAUGCACUGGGUGCAACGUCGCCGACGAGAACGAUUGCGAAGGCGCGUCGCGCGAGGGGACGUCGACCUCGAAGCCCUCGGCAUAAAACGUCUGACUGUUCCCCAGGACGUAAUUGAUAAAAUGCCCCUCUACACGUACUCUGAUAACUCGACCGAUACCGAGAAACCUGCCGAAACUGUGCGACCCAAUCAGCCGCCCACCAAUCCGGUAACCCUUCAGGCCCAUCCCCAGCUGCACACUACAUACUUCUCACAGGCCACCUGCCCCAUCUGUCUCGAGGACUAUGAACCAGGUGUGACAACAGUUCGCGAACUGCCAUGUCGACAUCUCUUUCACCCGGAUUGCGUAGACUCCUUCCUGCGCCAGAACUCGUCCUUGUGUCCGAUGUGCAAAAAGACUGUUCUGCCAACAGGGUAUUGUCCAGCCGUGAUCACAAACGCGAUGGUCCGGCGCGAGCGCAUGGUCCGUCGCAUUAGGGAAAGGGUUGUGGCCCCGCCGGAGAGUAACCCAACCGCCAAUGCCCAGCAAGGACAUCGAAUAAUGAUCCCGAGGGUUAGUACCGUGUUGCGGAGUGCCGUUGCCAGUGGUCGACGAGUCUUCUCUGCCCCUAUACUUUCUGGAACCACACAGACUUUACGAACAACGCCGACAACAUCGCAGAGCCUCGAGAUGCGAACAGCAUCCAGUCCCUUAGACUAUGCUGCUGCUUCCACUGUAGAUGUAUCACGCCCAGCACCAGCAGCGGUGAUAGGGCCGCUGUCGGAUCACGGAUGUCCUCCUUCUCCAGAAACAACCUCGCCGCCUACGGACCGUCAAGGCAGGAGAGAAUGGGCUCGACAACGCGCGGUAGCUAUGCUAAGGCAAAGGCGUAGUAUACAAGACAGAGAAAUCGAGGCCGAGGCUGCAAGGGCGCCUCUCUGGAGGAAAUUGGUCGGGAAAAUAUGGCCCGGGUUCGCUUAAUUGUGUUGGUGUGCCUCUUUUCAUUUUCUUCACAGUUUUUGGUUUACAUCUCGCAGACGCUGGCAAAUGUAGCUAUGCCAAUCAUGGGCCUUGGGGUUUUGCUUUAUUGUGAAGACCAGCGGGGUGCAUCUUUUCGAUAAUGGGACGUAAGCGUAAUCCAUGAUCAUGAGGAAUUGGGUUCUUUUGGCAUAGCGUGGCGUCGGCGGCACACCUGUAAAGGUCGGAUUUCAAGGGCUAAUGAUUGUUACGAGAAAGCGCUAUAUGAAAUGCAAAUAAACUGGUUUUUUGGGA